GGUCAGUAGCGCGGCGGCCGCCAGCCGGCAAUGGUGCUAACCUGGUUGCUGCUCCGGGCUGAGCGCAGGGCUGUCCUCGGGUCCGCGGAGGCUGCGCUCUGCGUGGAUGAGGUAGGCGAAGCUCUACAGAUGAACCCAAGAGACUUCAAAGAGAAGUACAAUGAAGUAAAGCCCUCCAAAUCUGACCACCUAGUGUUUUCUUGUUUAGCCGGAGUGAAAAGCAAGAAGGCCCUGCACACAGCAGUAUCUCUGGGCUUUCACAGAAUUGUCUUGUCUUCCAUACUUGUUACCUUUUCCAGAUGAGAAACUCCAU
Molecule: messenger RNA, 313 nt
Organism: Rhinopithecus roxellana (golden snub-nosed monkey)
Lineage: Eukaryota; Metazoa; Chordata; Mammalia; Primates; Cercopithecidae
Gene: TSTD3
Product: thiosulfate sulfurtransferase like domain containing 3
Exons: 3
Coding region: 31-303 (90 amino acids)
Cellular component (GO): mitochondrion
Molecular function (GO): thiosulfate-cyanide sulfurtransferase activity
Source: RefSeq, a predicted model, not a curated record